Messenger RNA from Gryllus bimaculatus (two-spotted cricket), 725 nucleotides. The record is from the annotation of a GenBank genome assembly. Lineage: Eukaryota; Metazoa; Arthropoda; Insecta; Orthoptera; Gryllidae.
GCGGGUGAGGGAGAAGUCUCCCCUUCCCCUUCCCAACAGCUCUCUGCAGGGGAGGAGUGUGAGACAUGGCUAUAUAAAAGGACUGCUGCCAGAGAGGCACAUCACUGCUAUUUGAGUGGAGAUUCCGUCAACAUCCACAAGUUCUCUGCUUCUGGAGCAGCUUUCGGGCACCACUUUAUUACCCACUAUCAGGCAAGCAGCAUGUCACAGUCUUCUGUGAUGGUUCUCACUGCAUUUGUCAUAUUACAUAUGACAGGAAUUGCAAAUCAUGUCUAUGCUAAUUCUGACAAUCCAGAAGCAUGUGAAACACUUCCAUCUGAAAUUCAUCUUAUUAAAGAGGAAUUUGAUGAAUUGGGUAGGCUGCAAAGAACAUGCACAAGUGAAGUUGGGGUAAACAAAUGUGAAGGAGCAUGUAAUUCCCAAGUUCAACCAAGUGUAGUCACCCCUACUGGAUUUCUUAAGGAAUGUUACUGUUGCCGAGAAAGUUUUCUUCGGGAGCGCACAAUUACACUAACUCAUUGCUACAAUCCAGAUGGAGUGCGCUUAGUCCAAGAGGGUCAAGCCACAAUGGAUAUCAAAUUACGAGAACCUGCAGAAUGUAAGUGCUACAAGUGUGGUGAUUUCUCACGUUAAUGACAACUGUUUGUUGAAAAAGUAAAGUUGAUAAUAUAACCAACUUUUAAGUGAGACAAUAAAUACCUUGUUUUUUUGAAAGAGAGCUUUCU